This is a messenger RNA of Prorocentrum cordatum, 4653 nucleotides long. The record is from the annotation of a GenBank genome assembly. Lineage: Eukaryota; Dinophyceae; Prorocentrales; Prorocentraceae.
AUGGACCCCACAGGGUACAUCUUGGGUUAUGAGCCCAACCUCACGCUGCAGCCGAUCUCAAUGAGGUUUUGCCAGCUCUGCAACGACCCGGGGCCGCAGGGUGCGUGCGACUGGUGCGGCGGCCACGUCCACUGGAGCUGCUCGUACCAGGCGUCGGGCAGCGUCCUCUGCACCAGGUGCUACGACCAGAUGCGGUACCAGUACGGCGCGGCGCAGAUGGCGCGACAGGAGUGGCUGCUGGGCCAACUCCAACAGGCGCGUGCGCAGCGACAGCGACGCCGGGAGUUUGAGACCAGGCGGUUUGCUGCGGCCACGGGCGACUACCUCGAGACCGCGGCAACAGCGGGCGGAGCAGUCCUUGGAGCUGCUGGAUCCCUCUCUGUCCGGGGCUUGGGAGCGCUGGCCAGCGCCGGACUGGCUGGGACCAGCUCCGGGGACGACGAGUUCCGGGAGGCGCACUCUGUGGGCACUGGCGCUGGGCAGGGCGCGGCGUCCAACGCAGCAGAGUCCCCGGCACCAGAGGGGAGCCAGACAGGACCAGCAGAGGAAAGGGAGAGCCGUGCGGGGUCUGCAACGGAAGAUCUCGCGGAGCAGCUUUGGCAGACCCAGGCGAGCUUGCUAACUUUCCAGGACAUGCUGCAGGGGAUGAGCGAGCAGAUGGAGGAGUUCGAGCACCGCAUCAAGACCUUGGAGGGUCGCGGGGCGCCUCCAUUGAUUACUCAGCCCGCAGGUUCUGGGAUGACCCUUCUGAGUUUCUCUUUGGACCGAGACGACCAGGCAGGGCAGCGACCUCCUCCAGGUGAGGCCCGUCCACUGUUCGCGGACGAUGGUCCCAACCGGUUUGGUUUCUCACCUGCCGCGGUUGCCGACGGACGCGGCCCCACGCAGUUUGACGCGGUACGCGCAGCAUGGGAUGCCAUGAAGAGCCUGCAGCUGUCCAAGCUGGAGUACACGGGCCGGAGGUCGCGAGCGGAGCUCUUCGCCACCUGGAAGGAUCUCGUAGCUCUGCAGGUUGAAUCGCUGGGGCCUGCAGGAGUGACUUGCUGGACUGGCAUAUGGGAGAAAGUUGAGGAGGCGUCCAAGCGCCAUCUGGCGACUCCCUACCUGCAGCGAAGCGCUGUGAGAGUGGAGCGGCCUGAAGAUGUACCAUGUGUUGAACUUGAGCGACGCCUCAGGCCGCUGCUGGUCCAGGCUCUUCCAGAGGCUCUCCGGCGAGGGUUGAUCAUGCGCGGAACUCUGUCUUGCGCGGAGAUACUGCUGGAGACCAUGGUCGACGCGGUGCCUGGGCCCCUCGAAGACCGCAGCGCCUUGAAGCAGAAUCUCACAGCGCUGCGCGUGGCUGGAUCCCACCGGGAAGCCAUGCACAUCCUCGAGACCUGGAGCGGGCACAUGCGGCGCGCCAAGAAGAUGGGCCUCGAGAUGCAAGAUAGCCAGGACAUGUUGCAAGCAGUGAAGGGAUCAGUAGCCCGCAUGGUGGAGAGGAACAGGCAGCUGGACUACCGACUGCAAGUCUACCUGCACGAGAAGAACUUGCCCCAGGAGACGAGCCACGACAAGGUAGAGCAGUUCGUGGCGUACCUCUGGUCUGAGAUGCGGAACCGCGACGUCACCGACCUCGGCGGGAGCUGCAGCGCCAACCUGGCGGACUCUGGGGAUGAGAAGAACAGGAAGUGCUUCCAGUGUGGUGAGCUGGGGCAUUUGAAGAAGGAUUGUCUUAAGGCGUGCCGGCAGGAACAGCCGGCCCAGGCAGGACAGCCAGGGAAGCCGGGAAGCACAAAGACUCCUAACCCGUGCCGAUUCUGGACGAAACCGUCCGGAUGCAUGAAGGGAGCGGAGUACAAGUUCCUGCGCGACAAGAAGCCAGGAUUGUGCUCGAACUGCGGCUCGAAGGAGCACUCCUGGAAGCAGUGCGCCAGACCGAAGAGCCAGAAAGGCAACAAUAACGACAGGGAGACGCUGGCCGGGCCACAAGCAGGCAAGGCCUCCGUCCAUGCGAAGGGCGAGCGCAUUCCGAGAGGGGCCUGGGAAGUCCAGCUCAAGUUGGCCGUGGGAUCGGUCAAGGCGUGGACAUUGGGCCAUGAAGUCAUAGUGACAUCUAGCGCGGCCGUGAGCACACUGGUGCCCCUGGGAAGGUUGAUAAGCCAUGGGUGCAAGUUCAAGUGGAACCACGACUCUGCCGAGCUGGUGUUGCCCGACGGCAGGAAGAUCGAGGUGCGCGUCUGGAACGAAGAGCUCUACGUCUCCAAGUCUGUCGUGAAGGUCCUGAGCGAUCUCUGUUCGGAGACUUCGGUUGGUCGGCCGCAGGUGAGGGCCGAGGAGGUCAAAGAGGCUGCCGCUGACCAGAAGGGAGCAGGAGACGGACCACCAGAAGAGCGCGUCCACGACCAGGAUGAUAUGCUCGAGCGCCGCCGGGCGAAGUACCUCAGGGCGGACUUCAACGAGCACAGGGCGAAGCACCUGUUCACGGAGCUCCACGAGAGCACGACGAAGCACGUGACCGCGGACGGGAAGCCGAAGACCUGGGUCUACGUCCGGGCAUUGACAAGCAAGGCGGCCGCAGAGACCGCGGUGGCCAUCAAAGACAUCAUCGACGAGAUUAACCAUUCCUUCCGGACGCAGGCGGUUUGGUCUAUGCACUCCGACCUGGGGAAGGAGUUCUUGGCUCAGAUUGUGCGUGCUGCGGCGAAAGAGAGGAAGCUGCAUUGCACGACAGGUCCGGGGUAUGACCCUGACUCCAGUGCCCGAGCCGAGAGGGGCAUCGGCAUCCCGAAGGAUUCUGCACGCAGGUUACUCCUUGACGCUCGUCUCUCCUCGACGUGGUGGGGAUGCGCUGCAACGUACGCGGCCAUCCUGGCGAGGUACCGGGACCAGAACAGGAAGAUAUCUCCGGAGGGGCCCGUUUUUGGAUCGCUUGUGGCGGCGAUGACUCGCCAGAGGCCCCGGGGCGACUUCGCGUCGCGGGGGUGCGUGGGGCGAUUCCUUGGAGUUGACUCUAGUAUUCCCCUCGGCAACGGGAGGUUCGCGGCCUACGUCGAGCACCCCGCGGGCAAGGUCGAGAGCAACGGCACGUUCCACGCCAUCAGCGCCGACGACUCGAAACUGCCCGGCUACCCCGUGGAGGCCGCGGAGGUGGAGGAGGACGGGUUCCAGUACCCGGCAUGCCGGGGGCGUUUUGCCCCGCGCACCAGGAUCCUCGGAGAGUGCCGGCAGGCCCCAGACGAGGCGGAGGAGGCAGACCUGGACCUGGAAGACGCCUGGUUUCAGGAAGUGGACGACGACGUCGAGGAGGAGGAGGAGGAGGAGCAUAACGAGUGCCAGGAGGAAAUCAGGGGCCAGGGGGGCAAGAUCAGGGACCAGGAGGAGAUCAGGGGCCAGGAGGAGGUCAGGGACCAGGAGGAGGUCACGGACCAGGAGGAGGUCAGGGACCAGGAGGAGGUCAGGGACCAGGAGGAGAUCAGGGGCCAGGAGGAAGUCAGGGACCAGGAGGAGGUCAGGGACCAGGAGGAGAUCAGGGACCAGGAAGAUAACGAGUACCAGGAGGAGAAGAUCAGGGAGGAGGAGGAGGAGGAGAUCGACAUGGGUACGUACCGCGAGCAUGAUGCCGGACGAGUGCGCGAACCCGUGCCUCUUCAACCUUGGCUUCUCGAGGUGACGUUUUCGGAGGUGCCGAAGUUGACGGUGAAGUUCGGCAGCACCGGCUGGAAGAUCACGAACUUCAUGAAGGGUAUUUCCUUGGACUCGGAGGAGGUGUUCCACAAGCAGAACAACAUUUUGCUUGCUGCUGGCGCCCAUUCUGUUUUCGACUGGCCUGGGUAUGGCUCUGGCUGGGCCUGCGCCUGGGUUGACGAGUUCGUUGGAAAGCCGGGCGUGACCGUGGUGGAGUUCGACGGCUGCAUGGUGGGCCUGGUGAACAAGAAACCUUGGAAGAUUGCAGCUACUCUUCAGGCAUUGGCGGAAACGUUGGGCAAGAAGGUCUGCGACAAGGGCCACGACCACGGGAAGGGGGAAAGGUCCGACACUGCAGCGACGGCAGACUACCCGGAGGAGCUGGUGGAGAUCAUCUGGGGCGCAGUGUCUUCGAUUAUCCCGGCCAUCCCGCCUGACGUGGCGGCAGAGCUAGGCGACCUGAUCCAAGAGGAGGCAGACGCGAACCUGUUGGACGAGCAAUCCGGGACGGACGCUCUGGAAGCCAAGCUGGGCCACCAAAUCCAGGAGGAGGAUUUGAAGGUGCUUGACGAGUUCCUGGAGAAGGAGAUCGUCGAGACCGGCCUGAAGCUGGUCACGGGCGCGGAGGUCAACGCCGCGAAGGGCAGUGAGCGCGAGGAGCGGCUGGAGGCGAUGCGCCGGGAGCUCGAUCGCACAUCGCAGCUGGGCGUUUUGUGCCCCGUCGUGGAGAAGGAUCUGAAUAACGUCAAGCUUAGCGACAUACUGCCGGCCAAGUGCGUCUGCGGCAUCAAGAGCCGCAAGGACCUCGACAAAGACCAGAAGGAGGUGAGGUUGGUGGCUUGCGGAAAUCACACCUCCAAGUACUCCGGGGAGUUCUCAACUCAUGCCGCGGACGCCUCCGCCAUCAGAAUGGUCUUAGCCAUGGCCGAGCACGAGGGCUGGGACAUCGUGGCGCUGGACGUGGUCACCGCUUUCCUGAGAGCCUAG